UGGAUAUCCAUUGUGAGGCGACUAUAUCCGAUAGUGAGUAGUCCCGAGUGCCGAAACGCAGACGCAGCGGAGAUUCGAGUCCCGAGGAGGUGUCUCCACCAUCCAUCUCCGUCUGACUUUUUCGCUGCCCUGAAUCUGACGGCCCACGUUCCUCUGCCAACCGCAGUAACUAUUCUCUAUUCCAACUCUCAAUUCCCAACAAACAAAACCACCCUCGCCACCCUCCCUCGCACGAUCACGUGGCUCCUAUCGCCGCCGACGUUCCGAGCCCUCUUCUCUCCUUAGCCAUCUGCUUGUUGUUCUUGAUAGACAUUUCCACAUUGAGAUAUUGAGUUGUGUGGGUAGUUCUUAUCAGUUUGGUGUGGAAGAUAACGCUGAUCACUUGACAUGGGUGCCGUGGUGAAUUCCAUAGAUAGAGACGACCGUAUUCCAAAAGAAGCCAAGGAAAUUCUACAAUCAUUGGCUACCAAGUGGGAAAAUGUAGAUGAUUCAACUGCGCUGCAGGUGAUCCCUCUCAAAGGCGCAAUGACCAACGAGGUGUUCCAGAUAAAGUGGCCGACAAGUACUGGGGAAGUCUCAUGCAAGGUUCUGGUUAGGAUUUACGGUGAGGGUGUUGAGGUGUUCUUUGACAGGGAUAAUGAGAUCCGGACUUUUGAAUACAUGUCAAAGAAUGGUCAGGGGCCUCGUCUGCUCGGGCGUUUUCCUAAUGGCCGAAUUGAAGAGUUCAUCCAUGCACGGACACUUUCAGCAUCUGAUCUACGUGAUCCAGAUAUAUCUGCUCUUAUAGCUACUAAAAUGAAGGAGUUCCAUGAUCUUGAGAUGCCUGGUCCAAAGGAUGUUGUCCUCUGGGGCAGAUUGAGAAAUUGGCUCAGUACGGCCAAGAAAUUGUGUAGUCCAGAAGAAGCUAAUGAAUUUCGGUUAGAUUCCAUUGAAGAAGAGAUCUCUAUACUGGAAAAGGAGCUAUCAGUGCCUAAUCAGCAGAUGGGUUUCUGUCACAAUGAUUUACAGUAUGGUAAUAUAAUGAUUGAGGAAGAGAGUAAAUCGAUAACGAUAAUUGACUAUGAGUAUGCAAGUUAUAAUCCUAUUGCAUUUGACAUAGCAAACCAUUUCUGUGAGAUGGCAGCUGAUUAUCACACAGAUACCCCUCAUAUUUUGGACUACAAUAAAUAUCCUGGCAUAGAGGAGCGCAAAAGGUUUGUUCGUGUGUAUCUGAGUUCUUCAGGAAAUCAACCUAGCGAUAAUGACUUAGAGCAGCUAGUUCAAGAAGUUGAGAAGUAUACCCUUCCAGAUCAUCUGUUCUGGGGAUUAUGGGGAAUAAUAUCGGAACAUGUGAAUGAUAUUGAUUUUGACUACUUGGAAUAUGCAAAGCAGAGGUUUCAGCAGUACUGGAGAACCAAGGCUUCACUAUUGGGUUCUGUUGGAUCUUCACCAGACACAGGGACUGAUGGUAACUGUGCUCUUUAGUUCUUUGUAUUCACUUGUAGUGAAUUAUGCAGUUGGUUAUGUAGAAGCACCUUUGGAUUUAUUACAUUGCAGACUAGAAAAUAUUGGUUGUUACAUGAUACUGGUUUUGUAGGAAAUAUCCCAAGUGUUCUCUUUUUCUUAUUUCGUUAGCAUCACCAUUUGGUUUGAUCUUUCA
Molecule: messenger RNA, 1639 nt
Organism: Fragaria vesca subsp. vesca
Lineage: Eukaryota; Viridiplantae; Streptophyta; Magnoliopsida; Rosales; Rosaceae
Product: choline/ethanolamine kinase-like
Exons: 8
Coding region: 388-1464 (358 amino acids)
Biological process (GO): phosphatidylethanolamine biosynthetic process; phosphatidylcholine biosynthetic process
Cellular component (GO): cytoplasm
Molecular function (GO): choline kinase activity; ethanolamine kinase activity
Source: RefSeq, a predicted model, not a curated record